Molecule: messenger RNA, 1277 nt
Organism: Pseudocercospora fijiensis CIRAD86
Lineage: Eukaryota; Fungi; Ascomycota; Dothideomycetes; Mycosphaerellales; Mycosphaerellaceae
Exons: 1
Coding region: 96-1175 (359 amino acids)
Source: RefSeq, a predicted model, not a curated record
UCCAUCGACCGCUUCUGAAUUACACCAAGGAUGACUUGAUCGCCAUCUGUGAAGAAUUGAACGUUAAUUGGUUCGAAGAUCAUACCAAUGCUGAUAUGACGCUGACCCUGCGGAACGCAAUCCGUCAUCUGCAAAAGCAGGACUGCUUUCCUGUUGCUUUGCAGACAGAGAAUCUGCUCGCUUUGUCUAGCAGACUACUUCGAGGCCGGCAGAGGUAUGAAGACCGAGCGACUGAGCUCUUCUAUUCCAUCCCAGCAACUCUCGAUCUGGCUUCUGGCUCCGUCAGUUUCUCGCUUUCGCCGGACUUCAAGGCCGGAAUGGGAAGUGCGAAAGCCGAUCGCCAUGUUCUCGCAUUGCUACUGCGUAAGCUGCUGCUUCUUGUCGCGCCACAUCGCAGCAUCUUAUUGACCGAACUGGACAUGGGUAUUGAUCUUGUGUUCUCAAAUCUUGGCACAGAAUCGCUUGUGGGUUCACAAUACCUGCACAUCGCCGAGGUCAAUAUCCACAGGUCAAUGACACAUGAGGAAGGCAGAGCUCAAUUCAGACUUCAACGCGCUCGCCCUAUCAGACACCGCAGCUCAGACUUUGAGCUUUGCUGGCCGGAAGGAGAAGCCUUAUUGGAGAGAGGCAUCCGAUGGUCACAAUGGAUAUUGUGGGACAAUCGCUACUGGAUCCGUGUGGGCCAUUUUGGAGAAAUUUCCCCAGAUCCAGGCCUCAAGAUUGCAGUAACAUUUCUGGACCCUGAUCAUAUCGCAAAGACUGGCCGUAGCUUGCGAAGUUGGCAAUCCAGGCUUUUUCACAGCCGGCUCCGUACUGUACCGAGCCUCGUGCAUAACACCCUACCGGCUCUUAUCACGAAAAGGCCUGUCGGCGGGGAUGUUGGAACCGGCGUGGUAGAGGAAGACGUUGAUGUCAUGGCUAUACCUACUUUACGAUGGAACAAUCCAAAGUACAAACUUUCUGAUCAUUACUGGCAACAUGAUGAAGAGAUGCGGAAGAAGCUGAAAUCGAUACCCUUAUGGGUGUGGGAAAUCAGGUACCGGGAGGUCGACUUCAGUGGCAAGGAGCACAAGUUCGUGGACAGCACAAUGAAGCCAGAGCGAGCAGCGGAGAAGGAGAGCGCAGAGGAACCAGGCAGUGGAGAGGAACCUCGAUUGAGGCGUUUCUUCAUCUAAAACGCACGGACCUUAUCCUGCGUCAUGCACAUGACGUGGCGUCGAGGGUCUUCUUCGAGCUUUUGAUAGCGCACUGACUCACCCUUUCCCCUUCUCUAUACC